AUGACAGGUAUGAAUACAAAAUCAGCAACAGCACCUGCCAUGCAGCGUCUCGCAGUCCCAGAAGACAUGGACGCCAUUACACGGCUCCUCUGUGGCAAUCCCGACGACGGCACCCUCUGGCAGUGGCCAUCCUUGGCAGAUGACUGGUACUGGCUAUACUGCGGCAUGAUCCAGUGGCUCUCGACGUGCUUCCUCGACGAAACCAGAAUGAUCCGCGUAGCCGUGCUCCCCGCUGAGAAUGGAGAGGAUGCGGAACAAAUUGUCGGUAUGAGUAUCUGGCUCAAGCGAACUGCGCAGCAAGACGGUACUAUUGUCGCUGAGCCGUGGGCCAAACCAUCCAGCGAGCAAGGUAGGCACAUCUCCUCCUCAUCCAUUUACUGUACUAACACAGCACAGCCAUCCACGACGUACUAG
This is a messenger RNA of [Torrubiella] hemipterigena, 414 nucleotides long. NCBI's taxonomy places the organism in Eukaryota, Fungi, Ascomycota, Sordariomycetes, Hypocreales, Clavicipitaceae. The record is from the annotation of a GenBank genome assembly.